AUGUUUAAUAUUAAUUACCAAACAACUCCAGGGAAUUCAGUUGCUGUUGUUGGUUCAUGCAAAGAACUUGGUGAGUGGGAACAUGGAGCAAAGAUGAGUUGGACUUCGAGUAACAAUUGGAAAAUAGCAUUAGAUAUUAAAAAUAUGCCAUUUGAAUAUAAGUACCAAAUAAUAGAUAGCACUGGAAGAGUAUUAAUUUGGGAAGCAACACAAAAUCGUAUGUUUUUAACGAACGCUAUUAUUGACCAAAGUCGUUCUGUGACAAUUAAUGAUGUUUGGGAACAACCAUCUAAUACUCAUAUAGAGUUAAAAGUUUGUUUAAAGUAA
Entamoeba nuttalli P19 is the source of this 327-nucleotide messenger RNA. RefSeq names its product starch binding domain containing protein. The record is from RefSeq and is a predicted model, not a curated record. The transcript has a single exon. Lineage: Eukaryota; Evosea; Mastigamoebida; Endamoebidae. Gene Ontology annotation, molecular function: starch binding. Bases 1 to 327 code for a protein of 108 amino acids.